CAGAUUAAUUACCCACCUCAGGGAGCGAAACUCGCCUUCAAAAAUUACGGGAAAACAUUUGGACCGUCACACAUCUGCAUCUAUGACUUUGAAGCCUUCAUGGACAAGACAGAAGGAGGAGGAAGAUGUAUAGCUCAACAUAAAGCCUGUGCAUAUAGCUACAUCAUAAUAGAUAGACAAGGUGAAGUGGUUGACAGUUUCCUGUAUCAAGGAGCUGACGCUGCCAUGCACUUUGUCGAAAAAUUAUCUAACAAAUGGGCAGACAUUGUAAAAAACAUGCCCUACCACCACCUCCACAUGUCCGAUGAAGAUAAAGAAGCGUUUAAGAAAGCAGAAAAGUGUGAACUAUGCCACCAAAAAUUUCCCGCGCAACACCAGAAGCACAGACACCACGAUCACACCAAACAAUUCUUGAAUUACAUCGGAGCCUAUUGCGCUCGCUGCAACCUCCAGAUGAAAAAUCACCGCACAACAAUCCCAUGCCUAGCUCAUAAUCACUCAUACGAUCUCGGCUUGAUUUUGAAAGAAAUGCAAGCUAACACAGAAAUCAAAAUUCUUGCGAAACAAGGUCUUCGAUACCACUCUGUAGAAUUAAACAACCUUAAGUUCCUCGACAGCUUGGCAUUUAUGAACGCAGGUCUAAACUCCCUCGCCAGCACACACAUUGAGAGUAAGCGCCCACUCCGCUACUCCAAACACCUCAUAAGUCAUCUGCCGGACGAAGCUCAGUCAUUGCUUUUAACGGGGAAGGGCAUAUUCCCCUAUGAAUACCUUGACGAUUUGAAAAAGCUCGAAGACACAUGCCUCCCUCCCAUAGAAAACUUUUAUAGUUCUCUCACAGGUGAGACGAUCACAGAAGAGGAAUAUGCUCACGCACACAAAGUCUGGGAUGCAGCAGGGUGCCACACCCUGGGUGAUUACAUGGAGUGCUACUUGAGGGUGGAUGUGGGUUUGCUAGCCGAUGUGGUCACAGCAUGGAGGUCCAUGCUCGCUGAAAAGUAUGGUCUUGACAUGGUAAAUUAUGUUAGUCUUCCAGGGUAUGCAUAUGACGCAUUCCUAAAGAUGACAAAAACAAGCCUGGAGCUUAUAUCAGACCCCGAACUAGCGCACAAAAUUCAGCGUUCGGUGAGAGGAGGACUGACAUGUGUUCGCCCUUUUACGCUAUAUGCCAGUGUAAUGUCCGAGAAACUACCAUUUGGCAACAUACGAAAAUUAUCGCCUCGUGAAAAGGCAGAGUUCACUGCAGCAGGCUUAUCUAAUCACGAUGAAAACGGUGAUAUCGGGCAUUGGAUAGUGGUUGAUAUAAGAGUACCUCCUGAAGUUGCAAGAAAGACAGACGAACUGCCUCUCCUCAUUCACCACAUGAACAUAAGACACCAAGACAUAUCCCCAUAUAACAAUCAUCUCUUAGCAUCGCAGAACAGACGCUUGCCAGUUAAAAAUACAAAACUAGUUGCAUCACAUCUUCCGCAGAAGGAUUACCUCAUUCUUCUGAAACAUCUGCAGCUUCUAAUUGACUUGGGGGUGGAGGUGCAACGAGUGUGUGAUGUAUAUGAAUUCAACCAACGAGAAUUUUUAUCGCCUUUUAUUCACGAGAAUAUUAAGGCGCGUCGCGAAGCCGCAGACAAAGCACAGCAAAUGUGUUUUAAAACUCUCUCAAACAGCGUGUUCGGACGGUGUUUAAUGAACCCGUUAAAACGAUUGGAACGUACCAGCGUCGUGUGUAAACCAUCCUCAUUUCUCAAAAAGAUUCGAAGUCCUCUCUUUAAAAGACUCAUACCCCUUGCCCCCAACCGGGUAAUAACAAUCUCAAGGCUUCCUUCCGUUAAGAUGGAAUACCCGCAGUACGUUGGAUUUACCAUCUUGGAAUUGGCUAAAUUCAAGUUGUAUAACUUUUAUUAUAAAGUCUUAAAAGCUCAUUACGGAGACAGGGUAAAGCUCUGCUACUCCGACACCGAUAGCUAUAUUCUCUCUGUGGAGACAGAUGAUAUUGAAAAAGAACUUUCGAUGUCUCCUUUAAAGGAGUGGAUAGACACUUCUAAUUUUAGCCAUGACCAUCCGUUGUACAAUCCAUCAGCCAAGGGUAAGCUUGGGUUAUUAAAAUCUGAGACUGGGGAGAUUCCCAUAAAAGAGGCAAUAUGUCUAAAACCUAAGACUUAUUCCCUUCUUUUAAACAACGAUCAAUCAUCUACGGGUGUAAAGGGAAUUGGCAGGUCUGAGAAGAGAAAACUGAAACACGACAAUUUCCGUCGUAUUCUUUUUGAGAAAGAGGUACACUUUUUUAAGCAGGUGAGUAUUACCAAUGUAAAAGGUCAAAUAACAACCACGGAAACCAACAAGCGUGGUUUAUCGUUAUAUGAUGACAAACGUUGCGACAACAACAGCAAUGCAACAGGAGACAACACCAUUCAUCUGCAACAACAACGUCAACGACCCCGAUCUGGUAAUCCAAGACCUCGAAAGCGCAGAAAAGCGCAAACCGGCAACCCCUUCAUCAUCGAGGAAGCGCUGGAAGAUAGUGACGACGAUGACUCUGUGUAA
Messenger RNA from Penaeus monodon (black tiger shrimp), 2541 nucleotides. RefSeq lists its product as uncharacterized. The record is from RefSeq and is a predicted model, not a curated record. Lineage: Eukaryota; Metazoa; Arthropoda; Malacostraca; Decapoda; Penaeidae.